Penicillium argentinense is the source of this 720-nucleotide messenger RNA. RefSeq names its product GPR1/FUN34/yaaH. The coding region runs from base 1 to 720 and encodes 239 amino acids. The record is from RefSeq and is a predicted model, not a curated record. The transcript is spliced from 5 exons. Gene Ontology annotation, molecular function: acetate transmembrane transporter activity. Lineage: Eukaryota; Fungi; Ascomycota; Eurotiomycetes; Eurotiales; Aspergillaceae. Gene Ontology annotation, cellular component: plasma membrane.
AUGUCUUCCCCCAUCAUGAAAGGUGGUGACCACGCCAUGGAACUUUCAUCCUUCCGUCCCCAGCCCGAGAAACAGCUCGCGGAUCCUGCACCGCUGGCAAUGGGCGGGUUUGCGACGACUUUGCUAUCCGUUUCGCUGGCGAUGAUGAAGUUGCGGGGCGUCGAGACACAGACCAUCUUCGCGGGAGACCUUUGCUUCGUCGCUAUGAUCGGCCUUUUGAUUUCGGCGCAGUGGGAGAUGGUUCGUGGGAACACUUUCUCUUAUACUGUUCUUUCUGCUUAUGCGUUGUUCUAUGGAGGUUAUGGCGCUUUGAUGGUCCCGAUUUUCGGCAUCAUCGAUGCGUAUGGGGGGUAUACGCCUGAGUAUUAUAAUGCGCUCGGGUUCUUCGUUCUUCUGUGGGGAGUUUUCAACCUCUUCUUUUUGAUCGCAAGUGUGCGAUUGAACGCGGUCUACAUCAUGAUCUUCGUGUCACUCGAGCUCUGUCUAAUCUUCGAUGCUGCCUCGCAGUUCACUCGCGCCGAUGGCAAGCUGAGCCUCAGCGGUUCCUUCUCUACUGUCGGAGGCGCGUUUGCGUUCAUUGCGAGUAUCUUGGGGUAUUAUACGGUGCUGCACUAUUUGUGCCAGGAUUCACUGCCUUUUACUGUUCACAUGGGGGAUACUUCGAGGUAUUUUGGGAAGGGUUCCCGGGCUCAGAGUAAGGCGGAUCAUCAUCUUGUUUGA